GAGCGAUUGGCGAUUGAUUGAUUCUAACCAUCUACGCCACUUAAUUCCCUCGACAUCAUGAAUGGGUUAAAGAAGCGGAAGGCGACUAGCCAAACACCCAGCGCACCCGCGAAAAAGAAAGUCAAAGCCCGCGAACCAAACAAAAAAUCUACCACCCAAACAAAAGUAAAGAAGCGUAUCACUGCCGACUCUCUACGAUGGCGCAAAGCCAAGCUGCCCGAUAUGUUCAACGAUGCCGAGGGCUUCUACGGCUUGGAGGAAGUUGACGACGUAGAAGUUUUCCGAAAUAGCAACAAUACUGUGGAAUUUAGAGCUGUCGUCCACUCAAGCGACGAAGAGAACGAAGAAGACGGAGAGGACAAGGGUGAUGAGAUACAGAGCGAUGAUGAAUUUGAAGGGUUUGACGAUGAGCCAUUAGCGCAAGCUACUUCAAGAAGCGCGUCGCCUAGCCUAACAAAAGCCGACGAGAAUAUGGACUCGGAGACAAAAUCUACUGUGAAAGAAGGCACAAAGGCGCAAAAGAAACAGAAAAAAAAAGAUUUAAAACAGACCGAGGAUCCGGAGCUCGAGACCAACAUCUUCGCUGGAAUGGACGCUGCGGACGAAACACAGGAUGACGUUGAUCUUUCCGCGUGGGUCUCAUUAGACCUAUCCCCUCGUAUUCUUGAGUCUUUGGCCAAGCUGAAAUUCCUGAAACCUACCCGUAUACAAGAAGCUACAAUACCGCAGAUAUUGGCUGGUCACGAUGUCAUAGGUAAAGCCUCGACAGGUUCAGGUAAAACACUAGCAUUUGGUAUUCCAAUUGUUGAGAAGUGGUUGGAAUUAUCUGAUAGCGACGACGUUUCCCAAGGUGACUCUAAGGUUCCGCUUGCAUUAGUCCUUUCACCGACAAGAGAACUCGCACAUCAACUCACAGAACACAUUAAGAACCUUUGUGCCGGCUUACCGAAUUCACCCUACGUAUGCUCGGUGACCGGUGGUUUGUCAGUUUACAAGCAGCAACGUCAGCUAGCUAAGGCAGAUAUCGUCAUUGGAACUCCCGGUCGACUGUGGGAGGUCCUGAGCUCUAGCUCGGAAUUGAUGAGUAAUUUUAGAAAUAUCCAGUAUCUCGUGGUGGACGAAGCAGACAGACUUUUGACAGAAGGACAUUUUCAAGAAGCUGCCGAGAUUUUCAAUGCUCUAGACCGGGUUGAAGAGGAUGAAAACGAAGAGCAAGAAGCGACAUUUUCGCCGAGACAAACUCUUGUAUUUUCAGCAACAUUCCACAAAGGUCUACAGCAAAAAUUGGCUGGUAAAGGAAGAUCUAAUUUAAUGAGCGAGAAGGACUCUAUGGAGUAUUUACUGAAAAAAUUGAACUUCCGAGAAGAGAAACCCAAGUUUAUCGAUGUUAAUCCGGUAUCUCAAAUGGCUGAAGGGCUUAAGGAAGGGUUGGUGGAAUGUGGCGCGAUGGAGAAGGAUCUCUACCUAUACGCACUCCUGAUAUUAUAUCCAAACGUGCGAACGCUUGUCUUUACCAAUUCCAUUAGUUCAGUCCGAAGAUUAGCCCCUAUGCUUCAAAAUCUAAAUCUUCAGACCAACCCGCUCCACUCUCAAAUGCCUCAAAAGGCGCGUCUACGUUCAGUUGAGCGAUUCACCGGCACGAAUCAGGGGCAGUCAUCUAUCCUCGUUGCAACAGAUGUCGCUGCCCGUGGUUUAGAUAUUCCUAACGUCGACUUGGUAGUCCAUUACCACGUUCCUCGAGCUGCGGACGUCUAUGUACACAGGUCUGGACGUACUGCGCGUGCAGAAAAAACAGGAUUAAGUAUACUUCUCUGCUCGCCUGAAGAAGUUGUCCCGACCCGACGGCUUAUUGCGAAAGUGCAUUCGAGCACUGAUAAGGGGGGGUCUAGGAAGAACUUCUUCGUGCAGACGUUAGACAUGGACCGAAAGCUAGUCAACCGGUUAAAACCACGCGUCACGCUGGCGAAAAAGAUUGCUGACGCAGGGCUUGCGAAGGAGAAAGGAAGCAAGGAGGAUGACUGGAUGCGGAACGCGGCAGAUGAGCUAGGUGUGGAGUACGAUAGCGAAGAAAUACAGCAGGUCGGCAAGUGGGGAGGACGAGGGGGAGGUCGGAAGGAAAAGCAAAACCAAGCGAGGGCUAUGACCAAGGCUGAGCUAGGGGCUCUGCGCGCCGAACUAAGAGAGCUCCUUUCCAAGCGAGUCAAUGCUGGCGUGAGCGAGAAGUAUAUCGCGACCGGUAUGGUAGAUAUGGAUGAGCUAUUACGCGGUGCUAAGGGGGAGUUCUUGGGUAAGGUCAACGGCCUCGAUAUUGAAACAUUAUAGUGAGAAUACUAUUUAAGUAUAGCUCUAAAUAUGUACGGAUUGCCGACAAGGGCUACGUUAUCGAACUUCCUAAUCUCCUAUUAGCGGCACAAGCUAGAGUCAUUCCUCCUCAGCGGUCACUCUAAUCCCGACAACAGCUUAACUAAGGGAUAGGUUGAAUAGCGGACAGCCUCUAAGCGGAAUGGUCUAGCUUCAACCCAUGUUGCUACAUAGCAAUAUUCGGCGCUCUAUUACGUCGUUCUUAGAAUAUGAUGUUUUGCCCCAG
This is a messenger RNA of Daldinia vernicosa, 2587 nucleotides long. RefSeq names its product ATP-dependent RNA helicase MAK5. The transcript is spliced from 3 exons. Bases 58 to 2322 code for a protein of 754 amino acids. Gene Ontology annotation, cellular component: nucleolus. Lineage: Eukaryota; Fungi; Ascomycota; Sordariomycetes; Xylariales; Hypoxylaceae. The record is from RefSeq and is a predicted model, not a curated record. Gene Ontology annotation, molecular function: ATP binding; nucleic acid binding; RNA helicase activity.